Molecule: messenger RNA, 480 nt
Organism: Prorocentrum cordatum
Lineage: Eukaryota; Dinophyceae; Prorocentrales; Prorocentraceae
Source: the annotation of a GenBank genome assembly
AUGGUCGUUGACUUUACCUGCGACGACGGAUUGUUCGAGCGCCUCGCUCUUCCUGGAUGCUCGCUGGCGCACGGCUUCAUGGGCCGGCUAGACCAGGUAUUGUUUUUUGUCCUGUGGUAUGUGUUCUUGAUAAGCGGCCCCGAAGGAGAUAGGGUUGGUUGCUUCCUGGGCAGGGUCAGGUCAACCACCGCUGACAUGGGGUCCGAGCUGCACCUGGUCGACUGCGUUGAGCUGUCUCGCGCCUGGUUCGAGCGCAUGCGCGGGAAUGCGUUGGCGGCGUCGGGCUCGCUGAUUAACAGGGGCGCCAGGCUUCUGCCGCCCGCCACUCGCAUCUCAGGUUGGAACCACAGUUGCAGCACCACGGUCAAGCGAGUCGUGCUUCUUGCGCCGAAGUGGCCAGAGUGGAGCGCCAAGUUGAGGGACGUAUGCAGGUGUUUCAGGAGCGCCUCGUACCGCCAGCGCAUCUGGAGGUCCUUCGAG